Molecule: messenger RNA, 660 nt
Organism: Lactuca saligna
Lineage: Eukaryota; Viridiplantae; Streptophyta; Magnoliopsida; Asterales; Asteraceae
Source: the annotation of a GenBank genome assembly
AUGAAGUUAAGGAGAUGUUCCAUUGAAAAGGAUGCUAAAGCAGCUUUUGCUAACUCUGUUUCAGAAGUUACACAGAUACCUGAGAUUCUUUGGUUGCCAAAGCAGAUUAAGGAGAAGCUGAAAGAAGUUGAUCAAAAAGGUUUCCAAUUUGAUACAGAAGAUGGAGAUAGAGUUAUUCCUGGUUUUCUUGAUGCCAUAAUUGGAAUUCAAGGAGGUGAAACAAAAUCUUUCCCACAUACAUUUCCAGAUUCUUGGAAACAAGAAGAUCUACAUUCCCUUCCUUGUCAAUUUACAGUUGAAUGUAAAGAACUCUUCUGUAGAGAAUUACCAGAGAUGAAUGACUCCAUUGCUGAUAAGCUUCUUACUGGAUGCACCACUAUCGAUCAGGGAGUCAUUGUUGGAGAGCUUCGAAAGAUGAUUCAAGUUGAAAUCCCACAAUCUUUGUUUGAAGAGCAAGGAAGACAGCUUUAUGGAGCUAGACUAUUACAAAUACAGGCGAACAUGAAAAUAAAUGAAGAACAGUUGGCAAUGCUUUCGAGCCCAAACGCUGUGAGAGAGUACUUAGAAAAUCAAAGGGAGAGUAUAGAAAAUGUAAUCAAGCAGAAUCUUGCAGUUGGAGACAUUUUUAAACGCGAAAAUCUAGAGGAUUUUAGAGAUUGA